CCGCCUCCCGCCAGGGCGCCCUGGGGCGGGAGAGGUUUAGGCGGGUGGUGCUAGCUUUGGCCACUCGGCCGCUGAGCUCGUGCGGGGUUCUCUGGUUGCUGCUGCAGCCGCGAUCGUCCGUGCUGGUUGGGGGUCAACUAGAAAGCGGAGCUGAGGCUGUCAGCUUGGGCGCAGCUGCCUCACCAACCUUCCUCCUCCGGGCACGGUCCUGUCCGGUCCCCUCUGCUGGCCCCGAAGCCUACCCUGCCCCACCUUGCAGAGCAGAGAAGGAAAGAGAGCCCCAUGCCUGAGCCCAGGGGCGCAUCAUGGAUCUGACAAAGAUGGGUAUGAUCCAGCUUCAGAACCCUAGCCACCCCACGGGGCUGCUGUGCAAGGCCAAUCAGAUGCGACUGGCCGGGACUUUGUGCGAUGUGGUCAUCAUGGUGGACAGCCAGGAGUUCCAUGCCCACCGGACGGUGCUAGCCUGCACCAGCAAGAUGUUUGAAAUCCUCUUCCACCGAAACAGCCAGCACUACACUCUGGACUUCCUCUCGCCAAAAACCUUCCAGCAGAUCCUGGAGUAUGCCUACACGGCCACACUGCAAGCCAAGGCAGAGGACCUGGAUGACCUGCUCUAUGCAGCUGAGAUCCUGGAGAUUGAGUACCUGGAGGAACAGUGCCUGAAAAUCCUGGAGACCAUCCAGGCGUCUGAUGACAAUGACACAGAAGCCACUAUGGCUGACGGUGGGGGCGAAGAAGAAGAAGACCGUAAGGCUCGAUACCUCAAGAACAUCUUUAUCUCAAAGCAUUCCAGCGAGGAGAGUGGCUACGCCAGUGUGGCUGGACAGAGCCUCCCUGGGCCCAUGGUGGACCAGAGCCCCUCAGUCUCCACCUCUUUUGGUCUCUCAGCCAUGAGUCCUACCAAGGCAGCAGUGGACAGCUUGAUGAGCAUAGGACAGUCACUCCUGCAAGGAACUCUUCAGCCACCUGCAGGGCCUGAGGAGCCCACACUGGGAGGGGGUGUGCGGCACCCUGGGGUGGCUGAGGUGAAGAUGGAAAUGAUGCAGGUAGAUGAAGCCCCUGGCCAAGACAGCCCUGGGGCAGCUGAGGCUAGCAUCUCAGGAGGGAUGGGAGACAAGCUUGAAGAGAGGAGCAAAGAGGGGCCUGGGACCCCCACUCGAGGCAGUGUCAUCACCAGUGCCAGAGAGCUGCAUUAUGGGAGAGAGGAGAGUGGUGAACAGCUCUCACCUCCUGUUGAAGCUGGCCAGGGACCCCCUGGGCGGCAGGAGUCCCUGGCACCCCCAGUGGAGAAGCAUUUGGGCAUCUACUCGGUGUUGCCCAACCACAAGGCCGAUGCUGUGUUGAGCAUGCCGUCUUCAGUGACAUCUGGUCUCCACGUGCAGCCUGCCCUGGCAGUCUCCAUGGACUUCAGCACCUAUGGGGGUCUGCUGCCUCAGGGCUUCAUCCAGAGGGAGCUGUUCAGCAAGCUGGGUGAGCUGGCUGUGGGCAUGAAGGCUGAGAGCCGUCCUCUAGGGGAGCAGUGCAGCGUGUGUGGGGUCGAGCUUCCGGACAACGAGGCCGUGGAGCAGCACAGGAAGCUGCACAGUGGGAUGAAGACAUACGGGUGUGAGCUCUGCGGAAAACGGUUCCUGGACAGUUUGCGACUGAGAAUGCAUUUACUAGCCCAUUCAGCGGGUGCCAAAGCCUUUGUGUGUGAUCAGUGUGGUGCCCAGUUCUCAAAGGAGGAUGCCCUGGAGACACACAGGCAGACCCAUACUGGCACGGACAUGGCUGUCUUCUGUCUGCUGUGUGGGAAGCGCUUUCAGGCACAAAGCGCACUCCAGCAGCACAUGGAGGUCCACGCAGGCGUGCGCAGCUACAUCUGCAGUGAGUGCAACCGCACCUUCCCCAGCCACACAGCUCUCAAACGCCACCUUCGCUCACAUACAGGUGACCACCCAUAUGAGUGUGAGUUCUGCGGCAGCUGCUUCCGGGAUGAGAGCACUCUCAAGAGCCACAAGCGCAUCCACACAGGGGAGAAGCCCUAUGAGUGCAAUGGCUGUGGCAAGAAGUUCAGCCUGAAGCACCAGCUGGAGACGCACUACAGGGUUCACACAGGUGAGAAGCCCUUUGAGUGCAAACUCUGCCACCAGCGCUCCCGAGACUACUCGGCCAUGAUCAAGCACCUGAGAACGCACAACGGUGCCUCGCCAUACCAGUGUACCAUCUGCACGGAAUACUGCCCCAGCCUCUCCUCUAUGCAGAAACACAUGAAGGGCCACAAGCCGGAGGAGAUCCCACCUGACUGGAGGAUAGAGAAGACGUACCUCUACCUGUGUUAUGUGUGAAUGGGGGGGCACACUCCCCCCACCCCAACACAUGGUAGAGCAGCGGCAGGAGCCAGCAAAGGCGAGCUAGAACCAGACAAAGUGGAAAGACUGCGGAGAAAAGAAUAACAGAAAAGAAAAGAAAAGGGGGAAAUAGAAAAGAGAAAGAGAGGGAAACCUGGUAGUUACUUGGCCUUGGAUUAUUUCCUGGGGCUCCAGGUGAUCUGGCUGUCAAACCACUGCCCCUUCCCCCGGGGUCUCUGCCCUCCUUGGUUCUCUUGGGUGGGUGGGAUGGGUUUGCUCAUUCACACAGGGGCAUUUUUCUCCUCUCCAUGACCUACAACUUCCUUUUGUGUCCAGAAAUGGAAACCAGGAAGCAGAUGUGAGGGUCUCUGGUCAGAGCCAAGGCCUCUGCCCUUAUGCCUCCUUUCCUUUCCUCUGAAGAGGGUGGAAGGGGAGCAGAGAGGAGAGGCAGAAAUGAUGGGGAGCCCCCAGUUGAUGCCCAGAGUGGCAUCUCUGGAAUACUGAGGGUAGUGGGGAGGGAAAGGCUUUCUGCUCUGCCCAGCUGCUCUGCCAGCCUCAGCCGGUACCCCUCAUGGUCUCUGAGAGUCCCAUGGCUCUUUCAGCUUCUUGCACUUGCUUUUGAAGGCUGUUCUCUGGUCACAAGGGGCUUACACCCUCUAUGGAUCUGAACUGUAUCCUCCUUAGGUUCCUCCUAGGGAAAGCUGUGUCAGAUUCCAAAACCCCUCCCCCUCCCUCCCUCCAUCCCUCCCUCUGUCCUUCCCUCCAUCCUUCCCUCCAUCCCUCCUUCCAUCCCUCCCUCCAUCCCUCCCUCUGUCCCUCCCUUCCUUCCCUUAGCUUUCAGAGAACACAGAACAAAAUAAAGCAGGCGUUGUACCCCAGCCAAACUCCCUCAUGAGCAAGAUUCCUGCUGAGCUGCUCUCUGCUUGCAAACGGAAACAAAAAUCAAACAAAACCCAACUAAAUAUAUUCCAUCCCACCCUCCAAACAAGUACACAUCCCUGCAACCCCAGCUCUCAGCCCCUAGGGAAAGGAAUCCCAUCAUCCUAUUGAAAGGCCCCAUUGCCCCAGAGGAGGAGUAGAUGCCCUCCCAAAGGUGAGCUUUUCUUGGAAGUGGGAGUGGAUACCCUGCCUGAGCAGAGUGGGAGGACUGGCCACUGGAGGACAUCGCUGUCACUGAGGAUCCUCUAAGCACAGGGAGAACCCUAGAUCUGGAGAUUAGCCCCGAAUUCCUGGCUCAGAGUGGAGGUGGUGGGGCUGUCCCCAGGGAGCAGUGGGGAGGAGCUGACAGCGCUUUGGCCUCUUGUUAUGUUCGCUUUUAGCACAUUGUACUUGAAUUACCUCAGUUUCAUUUUUUUUUGUGACCUCAUGAGCUUUUGAAUCCCCUAUCUCCUUCCCCACCCCUUUGGCUGUGGGGGGAUAUUGGAGGAACGGGGAGGGUGUAACUUUCUGUUCUGGCGUAAGUUAAUAGUUGGCUUUGAACUUAACCUGGUAGAAGCCCUCCCCUUCUUUGGCUGGAUGCUGUAGGAAAAAGUGGACCACUCAGGAUCUGAAUGGAGGCCAGGAGGGCUGAGAAGGUGGUGGGACUGGAGGGAAGGACGAUUGGGUUCUCACAGUGUCUCCCCAUAGUGUCACUUGUCACUGUCAGUACCACCCAGGGCUCAGACUAUCAGUGCUCAGCUUCAGUUCAGACCGAAACACUCUGGAGAAAGAUCCUACUGGUCUUAGAAUUAUCUGGGCUGUUUAGGUUCGAGAGGGCCCGUGUACAACCACGUGGUCUCCUACCGUCAACACUGCCAGAAUUGGUAUAUUUUAAUGGCUGGUGUGUGCCUGAGGGGCAGACGAGUCAGGUUUGGUUGUGCUGGGUGGGGUACUGUUUUUCUAAAAGCUACCUCUUCUGUUUGUCCAGUCUUUGGUUCCCUCUGCAGCUCUGCCUCCUCCAGCCUCCUUGCCCUGAAUUUUGGAAAGCACAUUUGCAAUAAUCCCCUUUGCUUUGGGACGGACCCCCCCCCCCCCCCCCCCCCCCCGCUUCCUUUCUUACUUUAUGUUGUCAGAUACCUGUUGUUUUUUUCCUCUCCUCCUCUUCUUUCUCUGAGAGAGUCAUGGCUGUGUUUUGAUCAUAGGUUUUAAAAAGUGGCUUAGGAAAGGUUGGCAGGGGUGAAGGGCUGUGAAAAGUAACAGAAGUCGGAGGGGUGGAUGCUGCUGUAGCCACUCCCCCUAUUCCUCGGCCACGCCCCGUCCCGCCCAUUUCCCCCCUACAAUUUCAUCCAUUUUGUAUCUGAAGGCCUUAAAAAACAAACAAACCAACCAUGUGUUGAGAGGAUCUGGGUUGGGGCGCUUGACUCUCUGGUGUGAACUAGGGAGGGUAAAGUGCAGAGGGGACUAUUUUGGAACUGUAGGGAGAACUUAGUGCAUUGGGAAGAAAAAAAAAAACUUUAAGCUUGAAAUAUAUGACCAGAAAAGCUGUCGUGCUUAUAAUGUGAAAAGAGAAUCUUCUAGAAAAGAGUGGUUUUUAAAAAGUCAUUAUGCACUAUGGCUUAUUCCCCCAACUAGGGGGAUAAAAGUGUGAACUGCUCACCUUCAGGGAUCUGUAAAUCCCAGAAAACAGUAUAUUUAACAGUGAGAUGUCAUUCAAGAUUAGUGACAAAGGGAAAACCUUUCAACUACUCCAUAGAACUGGCUGGCCCCUUGCUUCCUGAACCCCUGCCCUGACCCCUGCCCAAUCAGAGGGCUGAGCUGAUCUUUGCAAACUGUAAUAUUUUUGUAGUAUUUGUUAGUUCCUUCUUCCUUUCUACAGGACCUUGCUCUUUCCUUUUGUAAUGUGAACAGGGGCGGGGGGUGGGUUUAAAAAGAAGAAAAAGGUAAAAAAAAAAAGUUCAUGGCCAUCAACAGCAAAAUCUGUGUGUGUGUGUGUGUGUGAGAGAGAGAGAGAGAGGGAGGGAGAGAGAGGGAGGAAGAGAGAGAAGGAAAGAGAGAGAGAGAGAGAGAAGUCACAAGGUAUUGUCUUGUGCUGCUGUCUCAAUGUUGGUACUCACGCAGCCUGCCCUGUCUGUCCCUGAGGGCUCUGGGAUCCUAGUGGAGGCAGGGACAGCUUUGAAGGGACCCCUUUCUUCUGUUUCCUUUGGAGCCAGGAUACCCUGAAGCCCCGAUGUUCCACCAGGCCUUCCCAUUCAGAAAGAGGAAAAGGUUUUAAAGUCUCCAGGGCCUUCUCUGCUGAGCUUGAUGGCCACUGGGCAGGUAGGAGGCUAUCUGGAGCCUUCCAGGAGCAUGGAGCUGAAGAGCUGGAAGGAUGGGUGGAGGCCCUUUCUUUCCCAGGUAGCUUAAACCAUAUUUGUUUCACUCCUUGAGGCUUCUGGAUUGUCACGCCUCUGCCUUUGGCCGUGUUGUUAACAGAACCCCAGAACCCCCACUUGCUACUGCCUUAUCCAGCUCGGUGACCCCCUCCCCACCUAGCAUAUCCAAGCUGCUUACUGGUUCCUCCCCCUGCCCAGUUUCUACGAAUUAAUCCCUUCAUGCCUCUGACCACGCUGACCCCCACCCCCACCCAGUGCUGCUCCCCUGCUCACUCCUUUGCUCAUUUAAAGCAUUAAAAUCCUAUAUGUAUAUAGGAUAGACAAAAAGUAUAUAUAUAUUAUAUAUAUAGAAAGAGAUAUAGUAAGAGAGAUAUAAGUUAGAGAAAUGUCAUUGCUGCUUGGUUGCUUUACAUGAAGAAGAGGAAGGCAGAUCUGGGGUGUCGGGGUGGGCUGGAAGGCUGGGGGAACCCAGUGAUUCAGUACAAUCCAGGGAUACCACACGGGCCUAUUUAAAUCUUUGUGCCUGAACAGUUUUUCCAUGUUGAGGAAAAAAAAACUGCUGUAGAUUUUUAGGAGUAUAUGGUAUUGCUGCCAGGUACCGUAGGGGCGGCCGGGAUGGGAGGACCAGGGUCCCUUAGAGAAGAGGGGACAGGAAGCACUUUUGGUCUUAGGCCAUGGUGAGGGAAGUGGAGCGGGUAGACUUUCGGCCAGCCCUCUAGUCAGCCAGACUAAGGUGGACACUGGGGACACUGGCAUGAGACAGAUGCAUAAAGAGCUAGGGUUCUGUUGAUUUAUUCCGCCCCCUGCUUGCUAUCUCAUCCCCUUCUGUCCAGCCUCAUUCCUCUCCUGGAACUUCUGGCCCAGCUACAGUGGCUGCACUUACUUGGAGGUUCCUGGAGGAGGACAAACCGCUGAACUAACGGGUGGAGGAGGAUAAAAGAGAGAUGCCCAAGAGAAGGGUUCAGGACAAACAGAAUGGAUGGAAUCAGGGGAAAAAGUGAGGGGAAGGGAGAGAGGCCCAGCAAGCCUGCCUGCCAGCAGCUCUGAGUCCUCCGUUCCUGGGUGGCCCACUUUGCAGACAGGGUCCCUCCUCCCCGAGUGUAUCAUAGUACUUGUUCACAUAGUGUUAUGCAUGAAUCCUUGUAAGGUGAAGAACCGCCAUGAUGCACCAUGCCAUCGCCCUAUAUAUAAAGAUAAAUAUAUAUAUAUGUAUGUAUGUAUGUAAGUUAUAGCACUGAGGGCCCUCUGGCCCUGCUGGACCAAGCAAAACUAAGCCUUUCGGUUUGGGUAUCUUAUUUUUUUGGUUUUUUCUUUCUUCCUUUCUUUCUCUCUCUUUUUUUUUUUUUUUUUUUUUUUUUUUUUUUUUUUUUUUUUUUUUUUUUUUUGCUUGUCUGAUGUGAGAGCACAGGUGCCAGUCCAAUUGCUUUGUAUCACAGAAUAGUGUUUUUAAUUCAUCAAUGUUCUAGUUAAUGUCUACCUCAGCACCUCCUCUUAGCCUAAUUCUAGGAGGUUGCCCAAUUUUGUUUCUUCAAUUUUAUUGGUUCUUUUGGUUGUUGUACAAAUCACUCUCUCUGCCCUUGACCCCUCCCCCUUCCUCCUCUCUGCUGUCUCCCCUCACACACCCUAUCUUUCCCUCAGGUCCACCUGGCUCGCUCGCUCGGUUAGCCCCAUCUCUCCCUUCCCCUUGCUUUCACCUUCCUCCAGUCCAGAUUUCUUUCUGUCCACUUGGAAGUGUGCUCCCCUGUUGCCGCUUACCCACACCUGCCUUCGUUCUGUGUAGAUCGAUGCGUUUCUUUGUAACUUCAGUGUUUCUGACAAGACUUUAAAAAAAAAAAAUAAGGAAAAAAAAAUGAAUUUACUGCUGCAGGUUUUUUUCUCCAUGUGUCACUAAGUGAAGUUUGUGCCUUCUAUAGCAAAGAGAAUAUUUUUUACAUCCUACUAACAGUAGAUUUUUUUGUAGUGAACAUUUUUUGUAUUUUUAUUUAUAAGUCUCAUAAGAAAAAUAGCGAUGUUCAGUUGUAUACCUUGAAUCUGCAGUUAGAAGAGAAUAAAGUUAAUUCAGUUGUCUCUGG
Molecule: messenger RNA, 7692 nt
Organism: Mastomys coucha (southern multimammate mouse)
Lineage: Eukaryota; Metazoa; Chordata; Mammalia; Rodentia; Muridae
Gene: Zbtb16
Product: zinc finger and BTB domain containing 16
Exons: 7
Coding region: 306-2327 (673 amino acids)
Biological process (GO): regulation of transcription by RNA polymerase II
Molecular function (GO): protein binding; RNA polymerase II cis-regulatory region sequence-specific DNA binding; DNA-binding transcription factor activity, RNA polymerase II-specific
Source: RefSeq, a predicted model, not a curated record